GACAGAGUUUUCCAACUUUGACGUCUCCGUCAAAAUUUGAUUUCUCUUCUGUAUUUGACGACGACACUUCAAUCAAAAUCUGGAGUCAGAUACAGUUCCCUAGAUCGAGAAUCUCCAGGCGCUUUGUAAUCCUGUUUAGUAUAUCUUUGUCAAGUUCUCUGUCAGAGAUUUACCGGGAAUCGAUCAGAAGAUAUGAACUGGGUUCAACGCAAAAUCUACCUUUAUAAUGUCACAUUCGGGCUCUACAUGCUUGAUUGGUGGGAACGAUACCUCUUCAAUUCUUUGGUGGUUGUUUUGAUGUGGUUCGUUUUAUACAACGGUACUCGCUACUUUUCGGAGCUUUUCCAGAGGCAUUUGACAUGAAAACAUGUCUUGUUUCUCGCACAGUAGAGCACGAAAAGCCUAGAUCAUCCAAAGGCAUGUACGUUUGGUUCCAAUUUCUGAGACGUAUACCAGCAAAAAUCCCUCUUUCGGCGUCACCUCUGUUUUUGUUAAUUUUCCUCCAAAGGCUCUAGGACAGUUCUUAUGUCUCUAUAUUAUUUGUUCCCAUGUUUUUGCAAUUAACAGAAAUGAUUUUGUAGACUCGUAAGAUCGCAAGUCUUCCUGUUGUAUUUCCAGUUCACUUAGAGACAUAAUAACAUAGUUGCAGGAGUUAAUGAACUUGCGGAUUACAUAUAACA
Arabidopsis thaliana (thale cress) is the source of this 680-nucleotide messenger RNA. Its product is annotated as transmembrane protein, putative (DUF3317). Lineage: Eukaryota; Viridiplantae; Streptophyta; Magnoliopsida; Brassicales; Brassicaceae. Bases 193 to 363 code for a protein of 56 amino acids. The transcript has 4 exons. Gene Ontology annotation, cellular component: endoplasmic reticulum membrane. The record is from RefSeq and is marked reviewed.